Molecule: messenger RNA, 2454 nt
Organism: Strongylocentrotus purpuratus (purple sea urchin)
Lineage: Eukaryota; Metazoa; Echinodermata; Echinoidea; Camarodonta; Strongylocentrotidae
Exons: 4
Coding region: 1362-2111 (249 amino acids)
Source: RefSeq, a predicted model, not a curated record
UUUAAUGCUACAUUCCAUGAUUCUUUUAAUAAAUUACCCAACCUGUGUUACUGACAGAUUUUCAUCGCUAUUAGAUGAUAUAUUUAUAUGAUUUUUGCCAUAUUUAUUUUUGAAUAUUAUUAACUGACAUUUCUGACCACUUCCCAGUAUAUUGUAUUUGUGAUAUGGCUAUUCACAAAUGUACCUGUGAAACUGACUUUUUUAAACAUGAUUUAAAGAAAAAUAAUAUUAGAAUUUGUUUGCAUUUGCUGUAUUCAAGGUAAAUGGUAUUUAUCUAGUGAUGUAAAUAAUAUUUAUGAUAGCUUUGUUUUUUAAUUCACAAAACUAUAACUCAUGUUUCCCUGUGAAAUUAAUGUGUAUGAAAUACAUGUAUAAGCGUAAAAAUAAACCUUGGAUUACAAAUAAAAUUAUAAAGUUGAGUAAGAAAAUAUGUGACUAUAUAAGUUGUAUAUUAAAAAUCCUAAUGAUUAUAGAAAAGAAAUAUAUAGGAAAAUUUGUAAUAAAUCAAAUAAUAAGAUUAAGAUUGAGAUAAAGAAAUAUUUAAAGAAAAGUCUUGAAGAAAACAUGGAAUAUUAUUAAUAAAGCAAUGGGAAAAAAUGUAAGAUAACUAACAUUCAAUAGAUUAAAAAAGUGAUAAUUGAUAAGAAUGACUUAGAAAAUUAUGAAAUGUUUAUGUGACAUGAUUGUAGAUGGGAAUGUAUGAUACAGUAUUUAAAAUUAUGUACAUUUUGUCUGUAAUUCAAAUGAAACUUUGUACAACUGAUCAUUCCAAGAUUUACAUGUCAUAUUCUAAUUUUAUGUUUCUUUUCUUUUCCUAGGCGGAGACUUUUACAUUCCUUUCAUUCUCAUUGAGCUUGUUGGUGGACUGAACAAUUCCAUUUCAUCUUCACCCAUAUUCCCUUCCCAACUGUCUUCAGACGUAUAUUCAUCAUUCACUUUUCUUUAUCUCAGAAAGAUCCUGCUCUCCGAAGAGAGUGUACCACAGCUGUCUCUUGUAGACCGUAUUGGCUGUGUCUUUUAUCCAUUUCAUCCCAUUUCAUCUUCACACUUGCAAAAACCAAUGAAAAAUUUACAAGAGCAAUUAUGAAAACAUUAUUAUAUAUUCGUGCAGAAGCAUUCUAUACCUAAUCACAGAAGUCUUAAAUGUUUGCUACAGAAGAAGUCCUACUUUUUACUUGUGAUACUUUAUAUUACUGAAUUUUCUAAAUUUCACAAAUCUUCUCUUAUUCUACAAGCUUUCUAAAUCUACAGUAUUCUUAAUCACAGAAGUUAUUCCUACAAGAUCUCUGAAUCUAUUUUAUACUAAGCUGUCUGAACUUUUCUAACCUAUUUCAUAUUACUGAAUUUUAUAUUUCUUAAUUAUGGAACUUGAAAUUGAUCAAUUCAAGGAAGUGAUGAAAGAGAUUGUAGAUAUGCUAUAUACAUCUAGAUGUGCAUCAGUUCUCGAUCCGCAUAAUGAAGAAUGUUGUGUCUGUAAAAACACAAUUGAAGAAAGUGAAAACAAAGCUACUUGUGAGAGCUGCAAUGAACAUUACCAUGUAACAUGUAUGGGUUUUUUGUGUCAAGAUCUAGUAAAUGAGCAAAGAUUAAUCUGGAUAUGUUCAUAUUGUGGAAAUAACAACAUUGCACAUCGACUAUUUGAUAAAGUAUGUAUCCCCUCUCAUAUCAAUAGAUACCAGCCUCUCGAGACAGUGGAUGAAGUAUUCAAUGAUGAUGUGCUCCUCUUAACCAAGCGAAAUGACACACAAAAGAAAUGCAGAUCAAAGAAAAGUUGUUUAUCGUCCUCCGACAUACAGAAUGAAAGACUUCUGCUACGUCCUGUGCCAGCAGUGCCACGGCCUCCUGGGACAUCCCUACAGCUACGGACGCCUCAGAACCCAUCACAGCAGUCGGUAACUUCUCGCCUGGUGAUUCCUUUGAUGUUGGCACUUAUCUGGUCAUCUAUUACCUUAUCGAUAAGGUUUGAAGUCACUGUCACUUCAAGUGGAGUGGUCAUUUACAGAGAGAACCCCGUCCUGACAGGCUAUCCAACCGACAUCGUCGCCAAUGCCAGCCCUGGUACCUCGACCCCGGUGGUUUCAUGGCUGGCUCCUGUGGCAUCAGACAACUGACGCCACUACCCUGACGGUCAACCAACAACUACCAGGCAGUUCCUUCGCUGUUGGAUCUACUGAGGUCACCUACACAGCUAGGUAUGGAUUGUUAGAAAGACAGAGCCAAGCUGUGUUAUUGCUAGAAGUUGCAAGGGAACAAAUAACGAGGGUACUGACUAGAACUAUUUUAUUUUUUGGGUACCAUAGGAUUUUUGUUAUCAGUCUUCUCUUUGAAUGUCCGAAUUUAGACCUAUGCGCAGUACAAAUCGGGGGAAAAGUGGAUAAAGGCGAUAUGCCAUUUAAAGAGAUAUUCUUGCUUCAUUCGAUAUGCCAUUUAAAGAGAUAUUCUUGCUUCAUUAUG